Molecule: messenger RNA, 801 nt
Organism: Symbiodinium pilosum
Lineage: Eukaryota; Dinophyceae; Suessiales; Symbiodiniaceae
Source: the annotation of a GenBank genome assembly
AUGUCGAUCCUUGGGUUUUCCUACGGUACGGCAGUUGCAGGGGUCUAUGGAUCGACGUUUCCGCAAUUCAGCAAGCGGCUGAUCCUGAACGGGGUCGUGGACCCAUUUCCAGAUGUGAAGCGGCGGGGUCUGUCCGAUGCCACAGGAUACACGGCGACAUGGAAUGGCAUCACCACAGCCUGUGACCUGACGGUGGAGCAGAACCUGAAGGAACACUUUCAAGUUGAAUUGAUUCGGGACGCAAGCAAGCCCACUACGGCCGCCUUGAUCAUGGGGCUGGUGGACCUUGCCUGCCAGAAAGGUGGGCCUCAAGUUAGCGUGGCCAUGGCCUGCAUUGAGAAGUAUUCGGGGGGCAAAGAGGUGGAUGGUUGCCCCGACAACCUGACAGAUGACAUGUUGAUGGAUUUGCCACAGCUUCGCAGGUCAAAAGGUACGUCGCUGCUGUCCCUGGCGAGUUCGACCUCCGUGUCGCGUUCGAAGGCGAGCGACUUGUCCGAUUGGUUUGGUCUGAGCAUGCAGGCCAUGGUUAUGGGCACGGACACCGCUGGCAGACUCACCGAAGAGGCUUACAUCGAGGCCUGGAAGGGCUGGAAGGCAGAGUACCCCUAUGGCACCCUGUGGGCCUUGAAAUGGGCUGCUGCAACAAGCACCUGGCCGACAAAUGCGCGGCCCGUGCCUCCUGUGGGGCAUGCAGAUGUCAGGCCUGUCAUUGUGGGAAACCUCCAUGAUUACAACACAGCUUACCUCAACGCGCAGCUGACCAAGACGGCUUUCCCGAAUGGAGCCCUGGUUACCUGGCAG